GAAGUGUUUUAGUAGAGUCUGGAUGGCCGUCUAUCAGGAGGGUUUUGAUUGUGUCUCCCUGCCUGGUAAAAUGAGGUUGGCCCUUGGGGUUUCUUCCAACUCUACAAUUCCAUGACCUGAAGGUAUCUGUUGACAUUUGGGGAAAGUGAAACUGCUUCUAGAGCUAAAACGCUUUCAACGUUGCUGCUGUUUCAUGAAAACUGAUGUUGCAAGACUUGUCGUGGAUUGCACAAUUCCUGAAGAAAACAGGAUUAUUAUUGCAAUGGCACAAGGGAAUUGAGUGCGGAGAAUUUGGCGGAGAGGGAGGGGCCCACGGUCUUCUCUUCCCUUUAAUUGGGGAGUUGCCCCUCUUUGCCCCACGCAGGAGGACACGCUCCCAGCAUGGGCUCUCGGAGGAUGUUUUUUGUGUCCUGGACCGGUCUCCUGGGUCUGGCUCUGCUGGUCAGCCGUGGGGAGGGACAGAGCUGUCUGCCGGGGGUGCAAGUUGUCCCCAACCUGGCCAGAGGACGCCCGGCCUUCCAGUCCUCCACGUACCAGCACCCCAAAAGCCUCGUGGCCGGGAAGGCUGUGGACGGGAACUGCAAUGGGAACCUGGAUGGCGCCGGCUCCUGCACCCACACCAACGGGGACAUGGAGCCCUGGUGGUAUGUGGAUCUCGGGGACGAGUAUGCCAUCUUCGCUGUCGUCAUCAAGAACCGAGGGGAGUGCUGCGGUGAUAGAAUCCGGGGAGCCGAGAUCCACGUCGGAGACUUCGUGGCAGAAAACAGCAAAUUCAACCCCCUGUCUCCAGUCCAUACCACGCUACAUGAACUUGAAUGGAUACUGUGGUUGUGUUGUCGAAAGCUUUCAUGGCCGGGAUCACACUGUUGUGGUAUGUAUUCCGGGCUCUAUGGCCAUGUGCCAGAAGCAUUCUCUCCUGACGUUUCACCCACAUCUGUGGCAGACAUACUCAGAGGUUUUGACGUCUGUGCGAAGCUAGGCAAGUGGGGUUUAUAUAUCUGUGGAAGGUCCAGGGUGGGAGAAAGAACACUUGUCUGUGGGAGGCAAGUGUGAAUGUUGCAAUUGGUCACCUUGAUUAGCAUUGAAUAGCCUUGCAGCUUCAAAGCCUGGCUGCUUCCUACCUGGGGGAAUCCUUUGUUGGGAGGUAUUAGCUGGCCCUGAUUGUUUCCUGUCUGGAAUUCCCAUUUUCUGGGUGUUUCUGGGAAGGUAAUGGCACUCCAUGUAGUCAUGCCGGCCACAUGACCUUGGAGGUGUCUAUGGACAACACUGGCUCUUGGGCUUAGAAAUGGAGAUGAGCACCAACCCCCAGAGUCAGACAUGACUGAACUUAACGUCAAGGGAUACCUUUACCUUUACCUACACACACACACACACACACACACACACACAAGCAGGGACUAUAUAUACACACAAUAUAUAUCACACACACACCAAUUUAACAAAGUUUCAGCCACAAAAACAAAGUUUCUGAAGUAGAACAAUGACUUUCACAGUAAAGACAACCCAAUUUAACAGGAAAUAAGACUUUCAAACCAGGAACAGAUUUCUGCAAUUAUUAAAAAAUGGUUUAUUAUAAAAGCUAUGAAAAUUUGCCAAAAAUCAGAGGAUAAGGGAAACGUUCCACAUUUUGGUGAGCUAUCAGUGUUAAAUGUGUUCUACCACUGUACCAAGUUUGAAGAAGAUCACUCAAAAAAUGAGGGCGGGAGAGCCCCCUAAGUCCCCCCCCCUUCGGGCUGUUUUUGGGCCACCGCGCAUCCGCGUCCGCCAUUAACGAAUUAAUUUAGAAAAUAACGAAUUUUCGUUAAUUUCGAAAAAUUUUGGGGGCCAAAUUCGUUAUUAGCAACAAAAACGAAAAACUGCCCCCUCUAGUUUUGAAACGAGUUUAGAAUCAAAUUUUUCAUGGAUCGAUCAAGCCUAAUAUAUAUAUAAAUGCAGUCUGCAUAAUUCCCAUGGAGUAAACAACAAAACCACUAAUAGGAAUAUAUUUUCAUAACCUGUUAAGAUUAUGAUUCCAAUAUGGUUAAACAUUCAUGCAGAGCAGUAAAAACGCAGAAGACUAGGGGUUUAUGUGAGCAGAGGUAAAAAGAUAUUAAACAGUAAGACAAAAUAUCCAGCCUCCCUUUCCCUUUAAAAAGUCAUGCGCAUAAAAUAAGCAUCAGAGACAUCAAAUAAAAUAGCAAAAAUAUGUUUACUCACAAUCUUGUAUGAUGAUGGUCAUACAGG
Messenger RNA from Anolis carolinensis (green anole), 2223 nucleotides. Its product is annotated as fucolectin. The transcript has 4 exons. The record is from RefSeq and is a predicted model, not a curated record. Lineage: Eukaryota; Metazoa; Chordata; Lepidosauria; Squamata; Anolidae. Bases 382 to 1053 code for a protein of 223 amino acids.